Molecule: messenger RNA, 588 nt
Organism: Penicillium diatomitis
Lineage: Eukaryota; Fungi; Ascomycota; Eurotiomycetes; Eurotiales; Aspergillaceae
Product: RWD domain-containing protein
Exons: 3
Coding region: 1-588 (195 amino acids)
Biological process (GO): cytoplasmic translation
Molecular function (GO): protein binding
Source: RefSeq, a predicted model, not a curated record
AUGGGCCGCGAAGAUCAAACUGAGGAGCGUGAAGUCCUCGAUUCGAUUUUCCCCGAUGAGAUCACAGAUAUUUCCGAAACCUCCUACAGGAUCUCGAUAACGCUUGAUCCACCCGAGAAUGGCCCGGGGGCAGAAGACCAACCGGUGAUCUUCUUGGAGGUCUCCUACCCUGAGGACUACCCAGAUGUCGCCCCAGACCUCAAAAUCACACCUGUGCCGAAUGCGCCGAAGCAUCCGCUUCUCGAACUCCCAGAAGACGAAGACGUUUUGACGACUGCGCUCAACAAUGCGGUUGAAGAGAAUAUGGGAAUGGCAAUGGUCUUCGCCCUCGUCAGCGCCUUGAAGGAAGCUGCAGAACAGUUAAUGAUUGAGCGGGUCCAGGCUGUUGAGGAUGAGAAAGCCGUGGCAGCUCAAAAGGUAGAAGAGGAAGAGAACAAGAAGUUCAGAGGUACCCCAAAGGUUGCCAAGGAAGAGAAGAAACUCACUGGACGGCAGCUGUGGGAGCGAGGCCUUGCCGGAAAAGCAGACUUUGACGACGAGGAUGAGGAUUACAUGCCCCCUAUCGAGAAGCUCAAGGUUGCUGCAUGA